AUGGCUCCUCAACGUGGCGGCGGAGGUCAUCGGUCCAGCGGCUCGUCGUGUGGCCCAAAUGCUUUCAGUUCAAUGCAAGAAAUUAUAUUGCUGACGUUCAUGGUGCUUUUUUUCGUCUCCAGCCUGGGCCUAAGUUACUUAUAUCCAGUUCGCCGAAAAACAGCCCGUCUCAGAGGUCACGCGAGAGAUGGAGCACUGUGGACAGUGUUAGGGGUAUCUCUUGUGCUUGAGUCGAUAGUUCUGAUAUUGGAUAUCGCUAGCUUCGUUGGCAGUGAAUGCGCGCAGGAUUUUCAGUUCACCUUCAUUUAUCUCGCUGUAACCAGCAGCUGCCUUGGCCUGAUCAUCAGUCUCCUCCUGCUCGGCGCGAUGUUGCUUCCGAUCACUCGUCUGAUGCAUGAGUGCGCUGGUGGAAUCAUGCCCCGUGCUAAGUCAAUCUGCCAUAAAGUAUUCGUCGGCCUCAUGGGAGUCAACGUGAUUGCCUGUAUUGCCUUAUUGAUCUGGUUUAUUACCGACAUUGGCAAUGCUUAUUAUACGCAGUUUGCUGGUGGCUUUUACGGGAAUUAUGCGGGGCUCUUCAUCAUCAUAGAUGGUGGUCUUGGAGUCAUCGGAUCCUCCGUGGGUAUUUUGGCCUUCAUUAUUGCGAUAAGAGGUGCGCCGCAACUUCGCAGGAGUGGUAAAUUCCGGGCCCUCGCCUAUCUCUUCUCGCUAGCACUGUUUGCAAAGUACGUGACUAGUCUCGUAUUGAUUUGGGUCCCCAGCGGCAUCGAAGGAUACAUCCUUAACCAUAUCUUUCUGCUUGGGGCAAUGACAGCAGUGCUGUACUUUGUGCCCAACGCAGCGUUGGCGUAUACCAACAACACCGAACCCCCUCAGUACGAAUCAGGAGCCGCCCCCCCUCGGUACGAUGCCCGGUACAACCCAGUGCGCACGUUUCCCCAGGACGAGGUACACUGGCCCCGGGAAAAUAGGGCCAUAACGGAAACGUACGACGUGCCACCGAUACCGCACGCAGGUAAACCGCAAGAGCUGCCAGGAGGGUAUGCCGAAGCCCAUCGACCACCAUCGUCCCCUGGGCCGUACAGCCAUCCCGCAGAACUUCCACAUCAACCUUACCAUCCCUCAUGA
Molecule: messenger RNA, 1125 nt
Organism: Microsporum canis CBS 113480
Lineage: Eukaryota; Fungi; Ascomycota; Eurotiomycetes; Onygenales; Arthrodermataceae
Exons: 3
Coding region: 1-1125 (374 amino acids)
Source: RefSeq, a predicted model, not a curated record